AUGUCUACCGAAGCAGCCAACGCGACCCCCAAGGUCAAGCUCGUCACCAGCGACAAUGCCGAGAUGGAGGUCGACCGCCAGGUCGCCGAGCGCUCCAUCCUGAUCAAGAACCUGCUCGAGGAUCUCGGCGGCGACAACGACGAGGCCAUCCCCAUCCCCAACGUCAACGAGGCCGUCAUGAAGAAGGUCCUCGAAUGGUGCGAGCACCACCGCAACGACCCCCCCGCCUCCCAGGACGACGACUCGGACUCGCGCAAGAAGUCGACCGACAUCGACGAGUGGGACCAGAAGUUCAUGCAGGUCGACCAGGAGAUGCUCUUCGAGAUCAUCCUCGCUGCCAACUACCUCGACAUCAAGGCUCUGCUCGACGUCGGCUGCAAGACGGUCGCCAACAUGAUCAAGGGUAAGUCGCCCGACGAGAUCCGCAAGACCUUCAACAUCCAGAACGACUUCACCCCCGAGGAGGAGGAGCAGAUCCGCCGUGAGAACGAGUGGGCUGAGGACCGCUAA
Molecule: messenger RNA, 510 nt
Organism: Ascochyta rabiei
Lineage: Eukaryota; Fungi; Ascomycota; Dothideomycetes; Pleosporales; Didymellaceae
Exons: 3
Coding region: 1-510 (169 amino acids)
Biological process (GO): mitotic cell cycle; SCF-dependent proteasomal ubiquitin-dependent protein catabolic process
Cellular component (GO): nucleus; cytoplasm
Molecular function (GO): cullin family protein binding
Source: RefSeq, a predicted model, not a curated record